CAUAACUGAAAGGAGCAGUAAUGAGGGACACAGUCCAGUGAGGUGCUGAAUGCUAUCCACUGCCAUUGCUUGCACUGAGAUUCAAAGUGUUCAGCGUGACUUAAUAAUUAUUAACUUAACCCUGAAAGCCUGAGAUAGUCUUUAGUCAAAUGCCUCAGUUUUGCUCCACGUUUUCGCUGAACAACAUCUCCUGACAGUUCCACAAUGAGGAAAAGGAAGACAACAGAUUCACCUCCUUCAUCCACAGAUCCGAGUGAAGGGAAGGAGAAAUUAAGACUGAAGCAAGAGGUUGGCCUGAUCAGUGGAGUGUCAUUAAUUGCAGGCACUAUGAUAGGCUCGGGCAUCUUUAUGUCCCCUGAGUGGGUGCUACAUCAUAUGGGGAGCCCUGCCAGCAGCCUGCUUAUCUGGGCAGCCUGUGGCCUCCUGGCCAUGUUUGGAGCCUUGUCGUACGCUGAGCUUGGAACCGUAAUUAAAGAGUCUGGAGGAGAAUAUAUUUACAUCUUGAGGAUUUUUGGUUCUUUUCCUGCUUUCCUUUUCGCCUACACUUCUGUUAUCCUGGUGAGGCCGGCGGGGUUGGCAGCUGUCUGUCUGAGCUUCGCCGAAUACGCCGUUGCGCCCUUCUACCCGGGGUGCUCAUCUCCACAGGUUGUCGUCAAAUGCACAGCUGCUGCCUGCAUCCUCCUUUUGACUGUCAUCAACUGCCUCAACGUGAGGCUGGCCACGUCCAUUAUGAACGUUUUUACAGCUGCCAAACUCCUGGCGUUGCUGGUGAUCGUGGUGGGAGGAGUGGUGCUGCUUGCCAAGGGACAAACUCAGAGUUUUCAAAAUGCUUUUCAAAACACGACUGCGGGUAUCGGGGCAGUUGGAGUGGCCUUUUACCAGGGACUCUGGUCCUACGAUGGGUGGAACAACCUGAACUAUGUAACUGAGGAACUGAAGAAGCCUGAGGUGACCCUUCCCAGAGCUGUGAUGAUUGCCAUUCCUUUGGUCACGUGCCUGUAUUUGCUGGUCAAUGUGAGCUACUUGGCAGCCAUGACUCCGUCUGAAGUGCUGUCUUCUGGAGCUGUGGCCGUCACUUGGGGGGACAAAGUCCUGGGCAGUUGGGCAUGGCUCAUCUCCCUGUCAGUGGCACUGUCUACGUUUGGGUCGUCGAACGGCACGUUCUUCAGCGGAGGCCGUGUGUGCUACAUUGCUGCAAGGGAAGGCCAUAUGCCAGACAUUCUGUCUAUGGCUCACGUGCGACGCCUCACGCCCUCCCCUGCCCUGCUCUUUACCUCUGCUAUGUCUUUAAUAAUGGUCCUAUCGGGGAGCUUCACCAGUAUCGUGAACUUUUUCAGUUUUAUAGCGUGGUUUUUCUAUGGCAUGACUAUUACUGGUCUUCUGUAUUUAAAAAUCAAGAAACCAGAGCUGCCAAGAUCUUACAAGGUCCCAAUUAUCAUCCCCAUAAUCGUGCUGGUGGCAGCUGUGUACCUGGUGUUAGCUCCCAUCAUUGAUCAGCCCCAAAUGGAGAUCCUCUACAUCAUCCUCUUCGUUUUCAGUGGCGUCAUUCUUUAUUUCCCACUGGUUCGCUUCAAGUGCCACCCUCGCUUUUUACAGAAAGUCACUUUACAUCUCCAGUUGUUCCUGGAAGUUGCUCCCACCACCAGGGAUGAAAACUGAGACAACGUCCUCCUGGCCUAUGGCUGCCCAGCCCUUUUGGUUUAUCCCAGCACGUUGGCUUUCAAGGCUCAGAAAAUAUUUUCUAUAAGGAAGAAAGGAAGCACCACUAAAAUGCAAAGUCACAGAGGAAAUGUGUGGAAAGUGUGACUGUUUCUUCCAAAAUCCAGUCAAACAUCUUAUCACAUAGUUCAUCCUUUCUCUCUGUGCACCUGUGACAUAUGAACAAUAGGAAUGAACACGAAAAGACUUAAUGCUUGGGAUAAGUAGCCUUUAUAUGUUAUUGGUUUGUAUAGGGAUAUAGGGGAGCUGAAAAGCUGCAAGUAUCAUAUU
Messenger RNA from Calidris pugnax (ruff), 1989 nucleotides. RefSeq names its product b(0,+)-type amino acid transporter 1-like. Lineage: Eukaryota; Metazoa; Chordata; Aves; Charadriiformes; Scolopacidae. Gene Ontology annotation, molecular function: L-amino acid transmembrane transporter activity. Gene Ontology annotation, biological process: amino acid transmembrane transport. The record is from RefSeq and is a predicted model, not a curated record. The transcript has 7 exons. Gene Ontology annotation, cellular component: membrane. Bases 205 to 1659 code for a protein of 484 amino acids.